Molecule: messenger RNA, 693 nt
Organism: Emericellopsis cladophorae
Lineage: Eukaryota; Fungi; Ascomycota; Sordariomycetes; Hypocreales; Bionectriaceae
Product: protein kinase
Exons: 2
Coding region: 1-693 (230 amino acids)
Biological process (GO): protein phosphorylation
Molecular function (GO): protein kinase activity; ATP binding
Source: RefSeq, a predicted model, not a curated record
AUGCUCAUACAGACUCCUUCAGGACUUGAUCAGCUUUCAGUGGAGCAAUUCCUAGAGAAAUUUCACGAGCCUAUGAAAGUGCCCAUUACACGGACUGAUGGCCAGCUACUAACACCACAUCUACCGCCGUACGCUGCUCUACGAAUAGACAUGACCAAGGCAGCGCGCAAAUCCCCAGUGAAAGAUGCACAAGGCUUUGUACUGGCUGACUUUGGCGAAGCCUUCUCCCCAGCCGAGGAGCCACGUCUCAACCAAGACAAUCAUACGCUCUUGCCCGGUCAGCCUCCUGGAACAUUGUUCGAACCUGACGCCCAUGUCUCACCCGCUUCCGACGUCUGGACAAUGGCCACGGCGAUUCGGGAGAUCCUAGGGAUGAAGUCCCCCUUCAGCCAGCACGUGCCGCCCAAUGAGCUGCUGGCCGAGCAUCUCGACGUCCUCGGCUGCGAAAGCCUCCCCCACGACUGGAGAGCCAUCUGGGAGCGCCAAGAAGUAGACGGAGAAUCUUGGGAGGAGUUCAACCAAACAUUUAGGAGGAAGCGAGAGACCACGGGAAUAUCCGGGGAGGAGGAGAGCAGGGCCGUCCUCGAGCUGAUGCGCGGCAUGCUCAGAUAUCGACCGCAGGACCGGCUCACGGCGGACGAGGUGCUUCGAUCAGAGUGGAUGGUCAAGGGGGCGUUGCCACAGACGGGAUAG